UGCAGCGCAUGAUAUCAUUCGAUAUACGACUUCAAGGGACGCAAACUAUAAGAAGUAGAGGUUUACUAAAACAGAGUAAUCACUAACUGUGAAAUAGAACUGACAGCACUCAAUCUUCAAGUUUUGGUACGAAUUAUGCAAAUAUUGUAUCCUUGCGGUAAUUUAAAAAAUGGAAAUUUUUCAUCACAAUCGAGGGUAAACCAAUGAGAUCGAAGUCAUCGUUUAUACAAACUUUUUUGACGAAGACGAUCUUAGAUGAGGGAUGAAAAUAAAUCAUAAAAUUUGGACUAUUGAGUGGGAAUUAUUUGACGACAAUUUCAAUUCUUUGCAUUUUCACGACUGAGUCGCAAAGUGACCCAUUAUCACGGUAAUGUUAGCCUUGCAUCAUUGUUCUUUGGUUGAGUGAAUCCAUUUUUUAGCGGAGUGUUAUUAAGUCAGCAUGUGGUCUAGUAUCUUCAGGACAUAACAAACUCCUCAGCUCAUGGCAAGCACGAUGAUGUAUUAACCGACCUUUCCUUUUAACAAUCGAACAAAAAGCACAUGUACAUGAAAAUUAGCCGACUUGAGCCUGUACUCGCUCUUUCCGCGCCACAGAGCAUGAAGAUGUGUCAAGUUUGGGGCCGACCAUAUAAAUUCCGUUUAAUUACUUGAAAACACAGCUGUUCUUACCUAAAAAAAUAGCCAAAGGGGCUCUCAAGCCUUGAAUAUAAAGGGACGAAAGUGAACUCUUACGAGUGCUCAUUCCCCCUCUGUUCUAAAACUAUUAGCUUUUAUCAAUGUUCAUCAGGAUUAUCGAUAUUGAUUGUUUUUCCUGCAUUUCAAAUAUGUAAAACGAGAUGCUUACAAGUCCAGCAUAAGUGAUGCAGCACGACUCCACACUCCACAAUGAUCAUGUCCCUGUUUUGCAUUUUAAGCAGUUUUUCGCUUUACAAUCGAAUGAGCACUCAUCAUGGCGGCGAUGGCAUCUCUUAAUGUAGCUACGAUCAGUUUUCCAGUGAUAAGUUCCUUCGCAAGGCUAUGAUCAUAUCCGAAAAAAGCGAGGUGGUCGUUUUACGACGUGAUUUACGAUGAAAGCAAUGUUGUUGCUGCACAGGACUUGGGUUCUUACCGCAAGUUUGGCGACUCUUCAUGGCUGCGUGGCUGAUCCAAAGAUUGGUGAAUGCAACAUGACCUAUUUCAUAACAGGAGGAUUCAGUUGUCAGAGGAAAAUGGUGUCUGAUUUAAAACACAAACCAAAUGCCAACUGCAGUGUUGAAUAUCAAGAUCAGACCUCAUGUCUGGUUGAUCAUUUGAAGUCUUGCUUGACUGGUCUUUUUGCUGGUUUUGUUCCUGCCGUCACAUCGUUGAUAAAAUUACUGUUAUACCAUUGUGGGGAUCUUAAAGUGGAUCCGGCGUUGAUAGAUCAGUUCCUGCUUAAUCAAAUCCAGUGCAAGGGUUCAGUUUUCGCGCAAACUGUGGAGUGUUGGAAUGAUUUUCGGGAGAGGUUGAACAGAGACAAGACAGAUCCGAAGCUCUGCAGCGACUACGCUGUUGCAAAGGAAUGCGUGACAAGAGAGGCAAAGACUGGUUGUGCAAUCGGACAGUACGUUAAUAGGGACUUGUUUAACCCUUUCUGCACAUACAACACAGAUCCACCGUUGAACAGUUCUGAACCAUCAAUCUAUAUUGGAAGUUGCACCACCCAGACGUUCGCUACGUCGGCAUAUUCAUGUCAACGCAAGAUGAUUACAAACCUGGCGAAGAAAAAUAGCCCGACUUGCCGGCAGGAGUAUAAUAACCUAAAGCUUUGUUUGUCAGCGACUACGGAUAGUUGUUUAACAAAUACAGCGCUCUCUCCAUUCAAAGACGAAGUUCAACGACUUGUACGAACACUUUUAUAUCACUGUGGAGAUCUCAGAGGGAAUGAGCUAUCUAUAAGCCCUUUCCUGUUGGAGGCAUUGAACUGUAACAAGAGUAUGUUUGAGACUUCCGUGGGAUGUUGGGAUCAGUUUCGUCUCCGAUUGAUCUUAAACAAUGAAGACAGGCAACUUUGUGUAGAUUACGCUAGGUCUAAGCAAUGUAUCUCGAUGGCUGUACAAAAUGGUUGUGCCAUUGGAGAUCUCAUGGAAGACGACCUUUACAACCCAUUUUGCGUGGAUGGCAUCGAUCCACUUGCCCUUCCAUCUGCCUCAGCUCUUAUAUCUGGACGGUUUACAUUUGUGUGCGGAAACGAUUUCUUUUACAGAAAGGGAAUUGAAUGUGAAGACCAUUUCCUCACAGCCAUCUAUUCCGCAGAAGGAGAUGCCAAUUGUGGACGUCAAUCUGAGUCAUUCUUGCGCUGUUUAAAAGAGAAUUUUGAACCUUGCAUCGAACCAUCUCCGAAUUCCAUUCUAUUGGAAUCGCUCAGCAUCGUAGUUCUCCAAAGCUUACAAGGAACACAACUACUUUGUGACUCGUCUGUGUAUCAAAUUGCUUGGGAUGAUCUUCCACCUCUUCUACGAAAAGUAGCAACUUGUGACAAUGAUUAUUCAGCUGUUGUCGCUGAUUGUGGUAGAACGUUCCGUUCCAAGUUUAUUCCCGUUCCCUCGCCCCUGUGUGAAGAAUUCGAGAAUGGAAAAUCUUGCAUCGAUGAGGCAAGGCAAACACAUUGCUCCUUUGAUGUUCAAACCCUGCGAACUCUCAAGGGUAAUAUAAAUCCAUUCUGUGACAACAGAACUCGACCUUUAUUUAGAGACGUCGGCAGUUGUCAAAGUAUAAACCAGAAACUGGCUUUUGCCGUGCUUAUUUUUAGUGUCAUGAGCUGUGUUUCUUGCAGGUAGCUCUCCACAUAUACAGAUAGCUCAUAUAUGUUAGACCUGCAAUAAUCAUUGACAUCUGGUCUACCUUUUGGUGAUGUAAAUAGAGACGCAUUCUUUUUGUAUAGAUAUCGCUACCGUGGAUACUGAGAGAAACAACUUUAAAUAAAGAAGGGGCUCGAGGGAUGAUAAUUUUCAGUUUUUUAAACAAAUCUCAUCUCAACUGCAUCAUUUCUUCUCAA
Molecule: messenger RNA, 3016 nt
Organism: Pocillopora damicornis (cauliflower coral)
Lineage: Eukaryota; Metazoa; Cnidaria; Anthozoa; Scleractinia; Pocilloporidae
Source: RefSeq, a predicted model, not a curated record